Messenger RNA from Spirometra erinaceieuropaei, 740 nucleotides. The record is from the annotation of a GenBank genome assembly. Lineage: Eukaryota; Metazoa; Platyhelminthes; Cestoda; Diphyllobothriidea; Diphyllobothriidae.
AUGCCCGAUCUGGAACCUUUAACAACCGAAUACGAUAAGGUAAGACCGGAAACUCGACUGUGGUCAAUCAUUAAAAUAGGGCGUUUUUAUACCAGGAAUCAAGGAAACAACUUUUACAGGGCCAGAGCACGUAAUUGGCUUUUUGUAAGACCUUGCAAGAGGACUUGCUGGAGGUAGGCCGAAAGCGCGUCAUCUCCCAGCUACCCAUCGUUCAAUCAGCGAGCGGGGUCAAGGUCUGCGCGAGCUACGCCGCCAGUGGUGAGUGCUUUUAUCAGCCGUGUGUGGACAGGAGGGCGGGGUGACGUUCGGACAGCGGUAAACCAGGGGGAGGGAAGCGCCUCACUACAACAUUUCAGUCAUGUACAACACUUGACAUCUCAAAGUUGGAAGAUUUAUCUUGCUUGUUUACCCUUUUUCUCCGUCUAGCCAUCUACAACUACGUACAGCGUCCCUUCCUGCGCAUGUCCUGGGAACAGGAGGAGAACAAGUCGCGGCAUGUUGAUUUCCAGUGUGUCAAGAGCAAAUCUGUGAGUGACUUGACCAGCCUGGAACAAGCCGUCAUCGACCGACCGCCGGAGACUCUGCCAACGACGAGUUUCCCGCAGCCACCUGCAGCGGCGGGGACGGCAGCAGCAGCAGCAGCAGCACCAUUGCUGUCACCGCGAGCACCAUCCUCUCCGGUCACCCUUCCGGAGUCGCCCAGUCCAGUCGAUCCGCCUCCUGCAGACGAGACCGCCUGA